AUGGGGGCAAUUGAAGAUCUCAAGAUACCUAGCUCUCGGGAUCACAGUCUACAGAUUGCCCUGUCAAUCUUUUCUCCUGAAAACUGUCUCCGACCACGGCCAGUGAUUGUUAUGUGCCAUGGCAUUGGUGCGAUCAAGGCAGCCGGUCUGGCUCCAUUCGCAUCGGCCUUCGCUGCCAAGGGUUACUAUGCAAUAACUUUCGACUAUUUACACUUUGGAGAAAGCGAUGGACAACCACGCAAUUUCCUGUCAAUCUCGGGCGAGCUACAGGAUUUUCGUGACGUUAUCGCCUGGGCUCGACAACAGCCUGACCGAUUUGAUCCAAAACAAAUCGUUGUCUGGGGAUCUAGCUUUGGGGGCAUGCACACCACUGCCAUAAUAGCGUCUGACCAUGAGCUCGCUGGCGCCAUCGCACAGUGUCCCUGCGUUGACAGUUUCGCAGCCGCAAAGAGGCAGCCUUUGUUGAAGUCUCUUCGUAUCACUCAAAUGGCGAUAUCUGACGGCAUACGCUCAUUAUUCGGGAAGGAGCCAAUCUACAUAAAUCUGACAGGGAAUGGAUCAUCUGGAUCAGCAAUUGCCCUGAUGGAAGGCUCGGAGGUGAUUCAAGGGUGGCAGAGAAUCAGUCCGUCAGAUGUCGCCUUCCCAAACAUCAUAACCGCUCGGUCCUUACUCGAAUUUCCCAUGCACCGUCCAGUGUUAGGCGUCAAGAAGAGCAAGAAGCCGUAUCUCAUUGUUCUUCCAACCUAUGACAACGAGGCACCUUUGGAGGCAGCCGAGGCUGCAGUACGAAAUGCCCCGUUGGGAGAGGGUUUGAGAGUUCCGGGGGGGCAUUUUGACUUAUAUGCUGGUGGCAUUGCGUUUGAUGCCAAUCUUUCGGGUCAGCUCGCAUUUCUCGAUCGUAUUCUUGUCUGA
Molecule: messenger RNA, 912 nt
Organism: Aspergillus nomiae NRRL 13137
Lineage: Eukaryota; Fungi; Ascomycota; Eurotiomycetes; Eurotiales; Aspergillaceae
Product: alpha/beta hydrolase
Exons: 1
Coding region: 1-912 (303 amino acids)
Molecular function (GO): hydrolase activity
Source: RefSeq, a predicted model, not a curated record